AGUUGAGUGGAGGAAGGCGUGGACCCGUGGAUGCUUGAAAUAUUGCAUUGCUUGCCUGCGUGGAUUCUGAAUUCUGAAUUGGGAAGUGGGAAGAGACCCUCGACUCGUGCGUGCGUGGCGUGCCAGUGCGUGCAUAAAAUUUUUUGUCCAGAUCAAAAUCUCUUGUUCGCUAUGUCAAAAUUGCUAGUGAAGUGGGCCAAUUUUGGUUUUCAGAUGAGUGAAAUUCGAACUGCAAUCGUUUUUGGCAAAAACGGAGGAAAUGUAAUUAUUGUCCUCGAAAACGAUGAGGUGCUUGCCUUUGGAGAAAAUCAAGAUGGAUGUCUUGGAACUGGCGUCGAAUUUAAAGUGAAUGAGCUCAAGCGCAUUGAAAAUUUGUGUGGGCAAAGAAUCGAAGGGUUUGAAUAUGGUGUCAUCCUUGAUGACGAUAGCAGCGAAUUCAGCGAAUUGCGAAUUUUUAUUUUCGCCAUUUCUGGAUCUGGUUCCGCAUUCUCUUGGGGAGAAAAUGAUUUUGGACAGCUUGGAUUAGGAAUCAAACAAUACACCAAAGUGCCCACCAAAAUUUCAGGAUUGCUUGAGCACAAAAAGGUUGUCCAAGUGGCUUGUGGCAGUGAUCAUACACUAGCUUUGACUUCAGAGGGAGAGGUAUAUGCUUUCGGUCGAAACAAUUAUGGCCAAUUAGGUUUGGGAACCACAAACGACCACUGGCUUCCACAGAGGGUUGGCGGACUGCUGGAUGGGAAAAUUGUAACCUCAGUUGCAUGCCAAGCCUUCUCUUCUAUUGCACUCCUACAUUCAGGAAAGAUUUGUGCUUGGGGUUUCAACCGGGGUGACAUGUUGAGCUUGUCUUCAACUUCAGAACAUGAAUGCAGUCCCUGCAAGGUGAUCGGCUUGAAAGGAAUAGUGAUUUCCAAAAUCGCAUGUGGACUCUGUUUCACUCUUGCUUUAUCUAACGUUGGAGAAACUUACUCAUGGGGUGUAUUCAGCAUCAGCGAGUCUGGACAGAAUGGGCUCGAAAGACCAUUCAUUAUUUCAAAAAUGAUGGGAAGGGUUAAAGAUAUUGCUGCCACUCAUUACGAGAGCCACCCAUGCGCUGCAAUCAAUGAAAAGAACCAAGUUUACAUUUGGGGCAGUUGCAAUGGUUCAUUUGAUUUGAAUCCAAUGCUCACUUCACUCUCGUCAUUUGACGACGUUUACGCUGUUUCCUCUCCUCCUGUGAUCUACAAGCGAUUUCCAUGUAAUAUUGCGAAGGAUGAGAUUAAGAGGAAAGACCCGGUAAUCAAGCGUUUUCCAGAAGUGUUGAUUUUUGAAACAGCUGACAUUACAUUCAUUGUCGAAGGGAAGAAAAUCCACGUGCACAAGAUUAUCUUAAUCUUGGGAAGCGACGUGUUCAAGAAUUUGUUCCUUGGUGAUUGGGAGGACAGUUCCAAAAAGGAGCAGAUCGUUGAGAAGUACAGCUACAACGCCUUCUACGCGUUCCUCAAGUACUUCUACACGGAUGAUGUUGAUUUCACGCCUGAACUUGCCCUUGAAAUUUACGCCAUAGCCCACUUCUAUCUGGUGACUGGUCUGAUGGAGGAGUGUGAAACGAUUCUCAAAUCUGGUCUGACAGAGGAAAACGCUGCUGCUAUUUACGAGAAGGCAAUUCUCUUCGGAGCUAAGGGCUUGUGCGAUUUCUGCUUUAAAUAUUGCAGGGAGAAUUUGCUUCGUGUCGUGGACAAUUUGGAGUCUGAUGAGAGCAAGAGUCAAGUCUUGUUGGACGUGUUCCGUCGGGCGGCUAAUCAAAAGAAAAACUGAUUGAAUAGUUUUGGCCUUGAUCAAUAUAUUGCACUCGUGCCGUUUGUCUUUGCUAAUUAAAAUUAUUUAACAAAGUUAGUUUCUAAUGUGAAAUCUUAAAGAUGUUUCUAGUAUAUCCUACUGGUAAUUGUGCUACUCAUCUAUUAUCCGUUAAAUUAAAUUAACUGAAUCCAAGUCACAGUUAAAUUUAGAUUAUUGUGGAUUAUUUUGUAC
Messenger RNA from Cloeon dipterum, 2007 nucleotides. RefSeq names its product RCC1 and BTB domain-containing protein 1-like. The transcript has 11 exons. Bases 31 to 1794 code for a protein of 587 amino acids. Gene Ontology annotation, molecular function: protein binding. Lineage: Eukaryota; Metazoa; Arthropoda; Insecta; Ephemeroptera; Baetidae. The record is from RefSeq and is a predicted model, not a curated record.